Messenger RNA from Miscanthus lutarioriparius, 1224 nucleotides. The record is from the annotation of a GenBank genome assembly. NCBI's taxonomy places the organism in Eukaryota, Viridiplantae, Streptophyta, Magnoliopsida, Poales, Poaceae.
AUGCAAACAUCGUCGGAGCUGGUGGCCCAAAGGAAGAAGACCACCACCAACACCAAGACGGCGGCGAUCACCCUUCUCAUGACGACGACGACGCCGCCGACCUCGUCCUCCACGGACGACCACUCCACCGACGACCUGGUGGUGCAGGUGGACGACAACCACGGCCACCAGCCCCUCGCCGCCGCCGUCAAGCGCAAGCAGCGCACCAAGAGGCCGCGCCACCACCCGUCCGCCGCGGCCUCCUCCUCCGCCUCCGCGUCCGUGUCAUCGUCCGAGAGCACCACCACCGAGGAGGAGGACAUGGCGCACUGCCUCAUCCUCCUCGCCCAGGGCGCCGCGGGCUCCUCCGUCGUCGACUCCAAGCCAUCGCCGUCGUCAUCGCCGGCGGUGCUGCUGUCGUCCACGCCCACGGCACCACACCAGAACCAGGCGCCGCCCCCGCCAGCGCCGCCGAGGGCCGAGAGGUACUCCAGCCGCAAGUACACGGAGGCGGCCGCCACGCCGGACGGCGUCAGGGCCGGCUUCUACGUCUACGAGUGCAAGACCUGCAACAAGUGCUACCCCACCUUCCAGGCGCUCGGCGGCCACCGCGCCAGCCACAAGAAGCCGCGCCUCGCCGCCACCGCCGAUGGCGACAUCGCCGCCGCGGUUAACGUCGACGGCACCACCACCACCACAGCAACGAAGGCGCCACCACCGAUGGUGAUGGCGACGACGACGACGACCGUGUCUCCGUCCCCACCUCCCCUAGCUGUUCAGCGUCAGCCUCAGCCGCGUCCUCUCCAGAAGGCGGCGAUCGACAUCGCCAAAGCCACAGCCGCCGCCUUCCCGGACGUCACCGUCACCACCGCGCUCAGCCUCAGCAGCGUCGCCGCUGCUGCCGCGAGCGGCAAGCUGAGGGUGCACGAGUGCUCCAUAUGCGGCGCCGAGUUCGCGUCGGGGCAGGCGCUGGGCGGCCACAUGCGGCGCCACCGCCCGCUCAACGCGCCAGACCGCGCGGUCACCACGGCGACCGUCGCCCCGGACACCACCAGUAACAUCAAGAAGGAAGGCAGCGCCAGCGCGGGCAUCAACCUGGAGCUGGACCUCAACCUGCCGGCGCCGUCCGACGAGGAAGCCGCCGUUGUGUCGCUUCUUCCGCCACCGCCGCCACAGGCGGCCGUCAUGCUCGGUCUCGGCCAGUUCAACGACGGCAACAAGGCUGGGCUCAUGCUGACAGCCUAG